AACGGAUACUUUCUAACAUAUUUUACUCACUCUAUAGACUUUUCAUCUUUGUCAAUGCUUAGUUAGCUCCCUAAAAGGUUUUCUCCCAAAUUCGUCCUCUCAAAUUUUCCGGUACUUCCUGCUCAACCCUUCUUUUUUAGGGUUUUUCUCUCUCCUGGAGCUGGUUGAUUACUUCUUGUUUCGGAGGUGUUUUGUUUGAUAACGUUGAUUGAGCAUCGGAUGAGCACGAUUUGAAGGCAAUCGUCUCUGAGUACUAUCCAUUUUUAGUAGUUGUAGUAUCAGUUGUUGCUGUAGUCAUGUUGGUACAGAAUCAGGGACGGGAGUCGCCAACUGAGAGUGCCAGUUCACGUGAUACGUCACCUACUGCUGAUGGAAUUGUGGCGAAUAAGCGGGAGAAUGAGAGGAAUGGUAAUGAUUAUUCACGAGAUACAUCACCUACUGCGGAUGGAUUCGUGAUGAAGAAGCGGGAGAAUGGGAGAAAUGAUAAUGAUUGUUUUGAGCAAGCCGGUUCACGUGAUACGUCACCUACUGCUAAUGGGAUUGUGGCGAAGAAGCGGGAGAAUGAGAGGAAUAUUAAUGAUUAUUCACGAGAUACAUCACCUGCUGCAAAUGGAUUUGUGACGACGAAGCGGGAGAAUGAGAGGAAUGAUAAUGAUUGUUUUGAGCAAUCAGUGGUUCGGAGGGGGGUCUUCACGGGAGAUAAGAUUACUCUCCGUACCAUAGCUGAAGAAAGGGUCGAUGUCAUCUCUGAGAAAAUGCAGGUUCUUCCCGAUGAAUACUUUGAAGAGCUGAAGAAUGGCUUGCGUGUUGUUCUUGAAGGAAAUGGUGGCUCACAACAACGGGAGGAAUUCUUAGGCUUGCAAAAGCUUGUUCAUAGUAGGUCGGACUUAACUCCUAAGAUGUUGCGACGAGCUCACCGUGUGCAACUUGAAAUUCUUGUUGCCAUGAAGAUGGGAAUCCAGGCUUUCUUGCAUCCUAAUGUCUGUCUUUCUCAAACUUCUCUCAUUGAAAUUUUUGGCUAUAAGAGAUGUCGAAACAUUGCGUGCCAAAACCAGCUUCCUGUGGAUGACUGUACCUGUGAUGUGUGCACAAAUAAGAGUGGUUUCUGUAAUGUUUGUAUGUGUGUAAUAUGUACUAAGUUUGAUUUUGAAGUGAAUACAUGCCGAUGGAUUGGUUGUGACUUAUGUUCACACUGGACCCAUACAGAUUGUGCAAUACGUGAUGGAUUAAUCUGUAUGGGUACAUCUGCUAGGGUUGGGACUGGACAGGCUGAGAUGUUGUUUAGGUGUAGGGCUUGCAAUAGGACAUCUGAACUUUUAGGUUGGGUUAAAGAUGUGUUCCAGCAUUGUGCCCCCACUUGGAGCAGGACAGCUCUUAUGACGGAACUUGACAUAGUUGAACGCAUCUUCCGUGGAAGUGAAGAUGUUAAAGGUAGGAAAUUAUUCUGGAAGUGUGAGGAGCUUGUAGAAAAGAUGAAGAGUGGACUGCCUGAGUCAGCAGCUUGCAGAGCGAUCCUGAUGUUCUUCCAAGAGCUCGAUGCAGACCCAUCGAGAAAUGCAGGAAUAGGGGAAGGUGGAAGACUGUUAGCGCCACAGGAAGCCUGCAAACAAAUUGCAGAAGUUGUUCAGGAAGCUAUAAGGAAAAUGGAGAUGGUGGCUGAAGAAAAGCUAAGGAUGUUGAAGAAAGCCCGCCUUAAUCUUGAAACUUGUGACCGUGAGGUUGAAGACAAAGUUCGGGAAGCAGCAGAGCUGAAGCUUGAAAGGCAGAGAAGGAAGCAACAGAUAGAUGAGCUCGAAAGCAUUGUGAAACUUAAACAGGCAGAAGCUGACAUGUUCCAGCUUAAGGCUGAUGAGACUAGACGAGAAGCUGAGAUGCUCCAGAAAAUUGCUCUUGCUAAAUCAGAGAAAUCAGAAGAAGACUAUCGCACUAGAUACCUCAAACUUAAGCUGAGUGAAGCAGAGGCAGAAAAGCAAUACCUAUUCCAGAAGAUGAAAUCUCAGGAUAGUUCUCGUGCUACGCAUGGCAAUGAUGGGAAUGAUUCUUCACAGAUGUUCUCUAAUGCACUAAAAAAUGUGUACAAUGUUUCAUCCAGUGCUGAUUGCCAGGCCAGUGAGAGGAACUCUGGAAGAAAGAAUUCAUGAAUGAUGAUAUAGUGAUCUCUCAUAUGAAUGGUAAAGAAUAGAUGCCGUUCCUAGGACAUGUCGAGGUUCAGUUGCAGGUACUGGUUUAUUCUAUAACUUUUUGCAUUUUUUAACUGGCAGUUGUACUAAAGUAGGAAGUGGUGAAUGUACAAGGUCUUGUUUUACUUUUUCUCAUUGUGAUGUCGAUUUCUGUGUUUCUUUUCAGCAUAAUUUGCUGGCUGUGAUGGACUAACUAGUUUAUUGUAUGUUAUAUAUAUAAUGCUGUUGUGGUAUUUCAUGCGCAUCCUAAUUUGUGUA
Molecule: messenger RNA, 2438 nt
Organism: Chenopodium quinoa (quinoa)
Lineage: Eukaryota; Viridiplantae; Streptophyta; Magnoliopsida; Caryophyllales; Amaranthaceae
Product: OBERON-like protein
Exons: 3
Coding region: 297-2141 (614 amino acids)
Cellular component (GO): nucleus
Source: RefSeq, a predicted model, not a curated record